CCCCCUUACCCAGCCUGCGAAAAGCGCAAAAAAAAGGAGUCUUAUUAGAAAGUGACGAGGAAAAAGUUCCAAAUAUAAUAGCUACGCAAGAAACAACAUUUCGAAAACAUGCCAACCAAGCCAGAACGCACGAUAGGGUUUAUUUGGCCCAAAGAUCCUCGUCCCGGAAACCCUCCACGAUGGCCACGGCACUGGCGAUUUCUCGAUGUCCUAUUCAACAAAGGCCCUGAUAUCUUCGUCGGUACGCUUGAUGGGCCAAAUGCGACGCCGCGUACUGCCCGUUGGUCGCGCUGGCAGGACUUGUACGGUCAUCCGGAUGAUGGUGAAGAGGAGACCCGAGCUCCUUUUCCUGGGGCAGAUCGUGGGUUGAAGAGAUAUGAUUUCAGAACGAGAAGAUAUAAGAUCCCCGACGAAGCGACAUGGAGUUAUGUGCAAUACUGCGACGAUGGAAAGCGUGGAUGGGGACGCGAUGAUAUCGUGCACGAGGUGCCCCAGUACUUUUGGGAUGUGAAUGGCGCUGCGUAUCCGGCUUGGGCUUGGCAUGAUCUUUAUUAUGGCCAAGAUGCCGACUACCAAUACCGAAUCUGAGGGGAUAUGGAUUUUUAAAGG
Messenger RNA from Paecilomyces variotii, 609 nucleotides. RefSeq lists its product as hypothetical. Lineage: Eukaryota; Fungi; Ascomycota; Eurotiomycetes; Eurotiales; Thermoascaceae. The transcript has a single exon. The record is from RefSeq and is a predicted model, not a curated record. Bases 109 to 588 code for a protein of 159 amino acids.